CUCCUGCCUCCUGCUUACAGGAAAUGUUGAGUUCCUCAGCCUGAUGGGUGCAUGUCUGUCUCUGUUGUCUUCAUCAGAUUAACCCCAACAUAUCGCUGGUCCAGAGAGUGGAUGCUGCCUUCACGUCCUGCUGGUCUCCAUCCUCCCAUUUCAGCUGAGCCUCAACUCCGAAUGUGUGUGUUGCAAGUUGAUGGUGUGUGCACCUGACUGUGCCUAUUGGGUGUGUAAAUCCAUUCUAGGCCUAUGUGAGUGUGUUGCUUUAGGAAGUGUGUGUGUAUAUAUGUGUGUGUGUGUGUGUGUGUCUGUCAAUACCCCCCAGCCCACCAUGUCCCUGUGUCCCUCAACGCUCCAGCUGACUCCAUUGGUGUGUCUUGGCCUCCUCUGUCUGCUGUUUCUCCUCACUGACUCCACAGUAUCUAAGAAGGGCUCAUCCCAGCUCCUGAACACAAGACAAGCUAACUGCUCCGCUGCAUUCAUUCCUGGAGGUCUUUGUUCCCCGGGGGAUAAUGAUAAUGUCAGUGUAAAUGCAACCGAUCUACAACUGAAAGGGCACUUAAAAGGCGAACAGGCGGACCAGUUUCCCAUUCCCAACUCACUUUUGUCCAUCAGCCAAGUGUUAAAUAACUCUGUAGCGCUCAUCCAGCCUUCUACCACGCCGGCGGCUCACACCGAACCAACCAGCAGCGCUGGUGCUGCCACGACCGCAGCUACACAACCUGUUGGGAAUGUAGUCCCAACCGCUUCGCUGGGGACUUCUGCAAACACGACAGCACCACCGUCUGCUGCUACAACCGCUACGUCUACCACAGCUACGUCUACCACAGCUACGUCUACCACACUGACGACUACAAAAACAACAGCAAUAACUACACCACCGUCUGCUGCUACAUCCGCUACGUCUACCACAGCUACGUUUACAACAACGGCAACAUCUACAGCAGCAGCCACAGCUCCACACCCUGCAACAUCUGUUAAAGCAAGAACCAGACUUACAACGGCUAACCCAACCGUUGCUAUGACUGCAACCACCGGUACAAAGAUGUCCCCUCCUCCACCACCAUCAGCCGCUACGCCACAUCACGCCCCGAGUACUGGGAAGCCACCAAUUGAGACCUCUCCACCCACAGGACCUACUACCAUAACCACUACCAGUCCCAGCACACCGACUGGUCGCAGCGUGCCUGUCGCCGCGGGGCCGAGGGUUCCCGUGGUAGACGUGGCGGGGGCCCCUCUGACCAAGCAGCUGGUGGACACGGCGUCCUUGCUGUCCGUCCUGCUCUUCGGCCUGCUCUUCUUCCUGGUCACAGUGGCCGUGUUUGUCACGCAGGCCUACGACAGCUACCGGAGGAAGGACUACACCCAGGUGGACUACCUGAUCAACGGCAUGUACUCCGACUCUGGUGUAUGA
This is a messenger RNA of Perca flavescens (yellow perch), 1408 nucleotides long. It is a transcript of the gene c8h11orf24, whose product is annotated as chromosome 8 C11orf24 homolog. Lineage: Eukaryota; Metazoa; Chordata; Actinopteri; Perciformes; Percidae. The record is from RefSeq and is a predicted model, not a curated record. The coding region runs from base 191 to 1408 and encodes 405 amino acids. The transcript is spliced from 3 exons.